AUGGCAGCCGCUGGUUCUUUUGUAGCUCUUUCUGAGCAAUUGGUACGUGACCUCCAAACGUUGGCAUCAGAAUCUAAGAGAAGAAGCUCAGAUAUAAAGCAAGCAUGUGAGAAGUCUAUAGAAAUAUUGCAACGAAGUCAUAGUGAAGAGGAAUUGGUUAGACAUCCUGAUUUCGUUGAUCCUUUCAUAACAGCUUGUCUUUCUGGAAAUGCUAAGUUGACAAGUAUUUCUAUGCAAUCAAUGCAACGUAUAUCAGGAAUUAGGUGCAUAUGUACAAGCAAGAUGGAAUCACUGCUCAACGCUUUGUUAAAAUCUACAGAAUUGGCCAUUGAUAUCCAAUUGAAGGUUUUGCAACUAAUUCCUAUCCUAUUCAAGACAUAUGCUGAUGUUAUCACUGAUAGAUUACUUGCGAAGUUAUUCUUAUGUUGUACUCAAUUGCUACAUCAACCGAAUAGAACCUCUAUCUUGAUUGGUACAGUUAGCGCCACUCUACAGCAAUUAGUUAAUGAGGUUUUUGAUAGAUGUAAAGAUGCUGACAAUGAUGAUGUGAAAGGGCCCCGCCCUGUGCCUAUUUCCAACGAUAAGGCAGGAGUUGUAAACAAGUAUCGAUACGAUGCUCAUAUCGUUUUGGCGAAUUUGUCACAGCUUAAUGAUCCACAUACGUAUGAUGAUGCGAUUUUGGAUGUGAAAAAUAUACCUGAAGAUUGCGGCCUAGAAAUCUUGGAGUUUUUGUUAUCCAACCAUGCAUCCUCUAUCUGCCAGUUUGAAGACCUCUUAUUUUUGUUAAGGACAAAGGUAGUUCCAUUACUUCUCAGAAUCUUCUCCACUUCAAAAUCGUUCCCCAUUGUCGUCAGAACCGCUCGUUGUGCUAAUUUAUUAAUAUCGAUCCAAUUUUUUGACAAACUAGAAUUAGAGUCGGAGAUUAUGUUAUGGUUACUGAUACAUACUUUGUCUAAGGAUUCAGACUCCCCUAUGUGGAAGAAAAUUCUCUCGUUAGAGAUAUUUGACAACUGUACGAAACACCCUAAACUUAUAGAAAAAAUCUUCAAAAGCUAUGAUCAUCUUGAAGACAGAAAGGAUAUUUGUAAAUCUCUUCUAUCAGCCAUUGAUUCAUCCGUCCACAGCUUUGAAUUUGAAAGUUUGUUAAAUGAAUCAGAUAUACUCAUGAAAGGCGAUAUUUUAAUUCUUUCACCAGAUAACAGUUCUUCGAAAAUGUCGUUGCUAAAUUUGCUUGAUAAAUCGUCACCUCCGCUGAUAGACCAAACUUACGUUAUUUAUCUCUUACUUUCCAUUUCUAAUAACAUCUCGGAUGGAGUAAGUAGUUUGGCUUCGUUAAGCGACCAAAAGGAGGAGGUAGACGAAGAAAACGAUGUGCUAAUUGAACUUUUCAAGGAGACAUAUCCCUCUCUUUUUAGAAUCCAUCGAAGGUUUUUGUAUUCUACUACACUUGACACCCACUUAUUCCAUUUAUUAAUACGUGCGUUCCAGAAACUUUCUCUUGCUGCUGGUAUUUUUGGUUGCAAUGAACAGUUACAUGAGCUACUUUCGUUAUUCCAGACACUAAUUCUAAACAAUGUUCCAGAAAGAAGAUCUGCCCCAGUUCCAACGCCAAGCAGUGGGUCAGUAUUAGGCUCGAUAGGAGAUACUCUGGUUAAUGUGGCAGCAACUAUGACAGAGAAGCAAACAGAUGUCAAGCCUAGGACAACCAAAGACUUCCGUUCAAGGUUCUUCCAGCAGAGAAAUUUAAACCUCUUUAGAGCUCUAGUUUCAUUGUCCAUCUCAUUAGGCUCUUCUUUCGAUGCUAAAAGCUGGGAAACAUUUUUGGUCACCUGGCAGUGGGUUUCUUAUUACAUGUAUGGUCCAACUGCAGACUUUUUAGACGGCUAUUAUGGUAAAGAUGUGGUUCCAGCAACUGCAAUAACAAAACAGGAUCUUCUGACUUAUGAAACAUCAGUUAAAAAGUUCAUCGAAAAUUCAAUGAAUUUUACGCACGCCGGACUAUAUGUGCUUUUCAAGACUGCUGUAAGCUGUUCUGUAUCUGUUUUGGAAAGUUCACAAGAUUUGAGUUCUGCACUUGUAGAUUCAUCGGGAAAUGUACGAUUUUGUCCAUAUAAUCGCUCAUUCUUUGUGGCUGAACUGUCAGAACUGUUAGUCUCCAAUUACGAGAAGAUUCUUGUACAGAAUGGUGAUGGGGGAAUCUGGCCUAUGUUUAGCAAAUAUUUGAUCUCUCAGAUCGCUAAUAGAAAACUUCCUGACGCUGCUUUACGCUUGUACUUGUCUAGAGUUUAUUCGGAUACAGUUGUCGAACUCUCUGCUAAAUGCAAUUCAGAGGGUCAGACUCAAAAUGACCUAUCACUACAAACUCAAGAAGUAAUCAUGAAAUCCUUGUUGGAACUCAUUGAUGCAAUAAGAGCACUACCUAUAUCCAGUGAAUCAGUGUACAGUAACGAUACAAAUGUGGAAUCGGAUAUCAUUCUUCAAGCUCUCAAAACGUUAAAUGAUCUUUUAAAUAGUUUUGGAGAAACGUUGAAUUCGUGGGAUAUAGUGUUGAAAAUAUUGAAUUCACCUUUUGAUGUUAUUGAUAAUGGCUCACAGAAAAUUACAGUGGAUACAGAAAGCAAUAUAUCACAAGUUCUGGUUCAAAAACACAAAGAUAUGAUUCAAAUGUCAUUUGAAGUAUUCAAAUUAAUUUCGGACAAUUUCCUACAAUACCUUCCUCUAAAUAUCAUCAAAGAUUUCAUUGAUACGCUCUCGAAUUUUGUUAAUCAAGAUAGGGAUUUGAACAUAUCCUUUUCCUCUAUUAGUCAGUUUUGGCUAAUUGCAGACUCUCUUCGUAUGCAAAAAGGAGAUGCAUCAGUUGAGGAAUCAGAAACAAAAUCCUAUGAUGCUCUAGUACAAAAAGGAGAAAUAAACAAAAUUAUUGAGCAGGAUUUUCCUAUAUCACAAAAGUUAAAGGCUUUGUGGAUUUAUUUACUGGUUACACUAGUACGCUGUGCAUAUGAUCUUCGUCCUGAGGUUAAAAAUGGUGCUGUGCAAACUUUCUUUGGAAUUUUGGACUCAAAUUUUAACCUUUUCCCAUCCUGGGAUCUUAUUGCGUCGCAGGUUUUGAAGCUUUUGCUUUCAUUUAAUCUUCCUGUUGAGAACGCUAAUGGGUAUGCAGAAUUUGUCAACAUUACCUUCAAGGGAUUGCUUCAGAUUUAUUCUAAGCACUUAACGUAUUUCAACUCCCAAAAUGAUAUGACAGAACAUUGGAUCAUUCUUGUUUCUAAAAUGGGUGAUUUGAUGCAAUUAACAGCAUAUGAUGUUGUUUAUUCUGUUUGUAAUAAUUUCAAACAGCUUUUGGAAAUCUCCAAGGCAAUAGAGGACUUCCCAGUCUUGAUUAUAAGAAAAUACUAUGAAAUUUGGAGCAGUUAUAAUAUUGUUUACACUUCAAUUCCGACGAAUGACUACAGAAAGAAAACAAACUCAGAUUGCUUACAAGCCUUUAUGGAUUGUUUCAAACCUCUAUAUGAGCUCCAUAGGAUGCACUCCUUGAUCGACACAGACUUCAUGGAAAAAUGUCUAAGUACCAUUAAUGCCAGUGCUCGUUAUCCAUUGCUUCCGGACCAUAUUUCAGAUAGACUAAAACCCUCUCCCCUACAAAAGUCUCUCCUUGCUGCGAUUGGCACUUUUGAUGAAGAUCUUCCUCCUAAUUUGCAGGUUUUGCUUUUAGCUCAACUUUCUGCUAUUGUUGAUCUACCUUUCGAAACUCGUGACAGAAUUGAAAAGAAGCUUUCCGCUAAAUUGGGGGACCUUACAAAGACGAAGAUUCCUUCUUUCGAAGCUAUCAGUUAUUCGGCGUGCGAAUUACUAUCACAAAGGAUAUCUAGGCUGGAACGUCUUGAUAAAACGAUUAUCGAAAGCAGAUCAUUUAGCAAGUUACUUAACAACCUUUCCCAUCCGAUGACCAAAAACUCCAUGAUUUGUCCUUCAAUAGAUUCCGAACGUCCCGUACUUUGGAAGUUAGCAUGUGAUUCAUUUUGUAUGCUGUCAGAUAAAUUGUUUUAUGCCUUGGUGGCCAAUUUGACCGCAACCGAAGAGGAUAAUGUUAACGAAUAUACCGCCAUAUUGAUACAAAUGCUUAUCGCGACUAUAGUGAAAGAAGGAAAGCAAGAUGAUGAAAACAUCGGCAUACAAGCUGUUAUCAUAUAUAAGCAGUUGAAGGAACUGUUUAUAAAAUGUCUUUCUUUGGGAUUGUUGUCGAAAGAACAAAUACAGCCAUUCGGUUCUGCUUUAUGGUCAAGUUCAUAUUAUUAUGAAAUUGAUGAGGUUGAGGACGCUGUUAUCAAACAAUGCGCCAACUUAGAAGAUAUUGUCAGACAAUUUGCAAAGUUUGAUUUUGACAAUAUCGUUGGAAGUACCAAAGAACCUGUGGCUCUGCCCAAUUAUAAUCUCACGGCAAUUUGUUUGGGAGACCUUAUAGCAUUUUGUACUUUACAAACCAACAAAGGUGAAAUUGUGAGAGAAGUAUGUUUUUCGUUCAUGAUCGCAAGAGUGGCAUUUGUAUUAAGAAAGUUCAUUGCCGACCAGCAGCUUCUCAAUUUACAACCCAUCUCCAAGGUCAAAAGUUUAGAGCUGCAACAAGUAUCCAAUGGGAUCUUGAGUGUACUUGCAUUUUACAACACGGUGGAUACUACCAUACAGAGCUUCGAAUUGUUGGAUGACCUUUAUCCGUUAUUGUUGAGGGCUAUCCCUCUUUCUCAGAAAGUUCCAGGACUUCAGGACACGCUAUUGCAAAUAGCCCUAUUAUAUGCAAAACUAAAUAAAUGA
Molecule: messenger RNA, 4809 nt
Organism: Kluyveromyces lactis
Lineage: Eukaryota; Fungi; Ascomycota; Saccharomycetes; Saccharomycetales; Saccharomycetaceae
Gene: MON2
Product: Mon2p
Exons: 1
Coding region: 1-4809 (1602 amino acids)
Source: RefSeq, a predicted model, not a curated record